This is a messenger RNA of Aphis gossypii (cotton aphid), 1117 nucleotides long. Its product is annotated as 4-hydroxy-2-oxoglutarate aldolase, mitochondrial-like. The record is from RefSeq and is a predicted model, not a curated record. The coding region runs from base 69 to 1037 and encodes 322 amino acids. Gene Ontology annotation, molecular function: 4-hydroxy-tetrahydrodipicolinate synthase activity; N-acetylneuraminate lyase activity. The transcript has 7 exons. Lineage: Eukaryota; Metazoa; Arthropoda; Insecta; Hemiptera; Aphididae. Gene Ontology annotation, biological process: N-acetylneuraminate catabolic process.
UCCGAGUAGCAGUCUUAGUCUGGUACCGAAACCGAGUUCAAGUCUAAGUAGAUAAAAAAAAAUUCGAAAUGCGUGGUCUGAAAAUACAACUACUAUCCAACGCCCUCAAACCGGCAUUACGUAGGCACAGCAGCAGCUCGUCCGUGGCCACAAAUUUUGACCUCGACGGAGUGUUCGUGCCCAUACCUACACCGUACCGAGCCAACGGUAAUGUCGACUACGGAGCGCUUGCGUACAAUUUCGAGCGAUGGGAAAAAAUACCGUUCAGAGGGUAUUGUGUAGGUGGAUCAAAUGGCGAAGGACCAUAUUUAAAAGCAGAAGAAAAAUUAGAAAUGGUAUCCAAAAUUCGAUCUAUGAUUGGGAAAGACAAAUUACUGAUUGCUGGGACGACGUGUGAAUCAACUAAGUUAACGUGUGACCUUAGUAAAGCUGCGGCUGAAGUUGGAGCAGACGGCGUUUUGGUGAUGAGUCCAUUCUAUUUUAAAACUAGAAUGACGGAAAACUCGUUAUACGAUCAUUUUGUGUCGGUGGCAGACUCGUGUCCAGCGCCGGUUAUAGUGUACAACAUGGUGCCCGUCACCGGUAUCGACCUCAGCGUCGACGUAUUGAAGAAAAUGUCCUUACAUCCAAACAUUGUUGGCGUUAAGGAUAAAGACAUGGGAAAACUCGCAGCGCUGGUCACCGAAACGCAGGACCAGAAAUUCCAAAUUGUCGCUGGCUCGGCGAGUUAUUUAUUGGCCGCUAUGCUCGUUGGAUGCUCGGGCGGAAUAAAUGGUCUGGCUGCUGUGCUUGGUGAACCGUUGUGCAAAAUGCACAAACUGGCAGUGGCGGGUCAGUGGCAGGAGGCUUUAGAAUUACAGAGGAAACUCGUCAAUAUCGAUUUGCUGCUCAUGCAAGAAUGUGGACCGGCUGGUCUAAAAGCUGCGAUGGAACUGUUGGGCUAUAAAGGAGGCUUGUGUCGAUCUCCGUUACCACCAAUCAGCGACGAGAAAGUUGCAAAAAUCAAACGAACGCUAAAAAAAGAUGGAUUUUUGUAAUGAAAUUAAAUGAAACAAAAAAAAAACCCUUACAUUUUUUACAGAAUCAUAUUAUAUAUAUCUUUUUAUUACAAACAAAA